CAUGAUCGCUUCACGAAUAAACGAUGGCAUUACCGUUCUGUUUAACACAGUGUGCUGCGAUACACAAAUCGCACGCGUUCUAAACACGCGUUUUCAUUCUGGUGAAUGGCGGGUGGCGGUUGUGGUGACGGUUCUGUGACGUGUGUCUCGUGUUGUGUUGCCUGUCAGUUUUCUCGUGUAUUGGAAAUAGCACCACUCGUCUGUCGUACGCAUCAUCGGCGGUGACGUCCACUCAGGGUUUAUUCGAACGUGAUUGCGUCACGGAAUGCGGUGUUAUCCACACGGUCGGUUCGAUGGACACUGUCACGUUAUGCGCCCGGGGUCGACUGAUACACGGGGCUGCGCGUAAAAGUGCGCGGUUUCCGGCGAGCAAUUUACCGAGAGGAGAUAUCCAGCGUUAUCUCUUUCUCACGCGUGGCUCGGGAUCCGUAUCGUUGCACGGAAGAUGUUUAACUUUAUGAAGAAGGCCACGGAGAAGGACGACAAGGAGAAGAGGAAGCGCGAGAAGAAAGAACGGAAAGAUGUCAAGAAACGCGACCGGAGUAGUAUGUCCGCGGAAGAGUUACUGCGCUUGGAUGAAGUGCGUAGGUCAUUGAAACUUCCCGGUCGUCGAAAGGAGAAAGAGAAGCUACCGAGUGGCAUCACCGCGGACUAUAGCGCGUCGUUUUUCGCGUAUCUAGAUCGGGACAUCCUAGAAAAUUCGCAGAACACGUCGAAUUCAGGCCAGGGACCGCGUCCCAAUAACAAUUCGACGAACCGAACGCCGGACGGUUUGAUACAGAGCGAUUCGUCGGAGACCUCGUUGACGUCGUUGACCAUCAAUUCGUCGAACGUUCAACUGGGCAAGAAUCUGCCCCCGUUGCCGCCGAAACCGCCGAAAAGGGGCAUUCUGAAAGGACCACGUCUGGGCAUCACCGGUGGCGCCACGACGCCCGUUUCGGACGAGAACGCUUUAGCAAAUGGCGACGAGAUUAAUUACCAGGAGCCGAAUAAUUUAUUAGCGAGGAACACGUUGCAGAACGAAGUGAUCGCUUAUCAGAACGUGCCCACGCAUUUACCGGGAUUGGGAACGGUUUUGGGCAAAGAGGAGACCUGCAGCGAGGAGGAGACGUUAAUUUGUCAGAGCACCUGGCAAAUUUCACCGCAACGAUCCGUUCAACAUAGUCAACAACAACAGCAACAGCAGUACCAUCACCAUUAUCAUCAUAGUCACCAUAGUCAGGGCGAUACGAAACUACUGCAGGUUGUAACCAGUGCUAGUCCUUCGGCGGAUUCCUUAACGGACACAACGAAUUCGAGUUUCGCGACGCCUCCGUUCAGUCUGUCGCCGGUCGGCGAAUCGCAGGGUUUCUCGAGGUGGCGAUCGACGGUGUCGUUCGAGGAACAGGGCGUCGAGCUGCAAUUACCGGAGAUCGUUCCGUUGGAGUUGCCCGAACCGAGGGAAUUGACUAUUCAUAGGCAACCACCGCCUCGGAACGAUUUUGGAUUUUCGUUGCGUCGCGCGGUGAUCGUCGAGCGGGCCGCGGGGGGCGGCACGCAGAUGAGAUCGGUGAUCUUCGCCGAACCUGGCUCGCUGGUACAGCACAACAAUGACACCGGCCUGUUGCCUGGCGAUCGUUUGAUCGAGGUCAACGGGAUCAACGUGGACGAUAAGUCGCGGGAGGAAAUUAUCGAUCUCAUCAAGCGUUCGGCCAACAGUGUCACCGUGAAGGUGCAACCGGUUGCGGAAUUGUCAGAGUUAUCAAGACGAGGCGAUAGUGACGGACAACAGGUUGAGCUUGCUGCUGCGAAUAUUCGUAGCGGCACGCUUCGACGAUCAGGCAGCUUGCGGUUUCAGGAUAGUAUGGCACGGUCGGAGGAGCACUUGGCGCAAGAACAGGCAUGGCUGAAUUACGAGAAGGUUUGGUUGCUGCACCGUGGCGGUUUCACGCUUGGGACCAAGUACGGCUCGGCGGAUCCGGACACGGGAAAGCUGAAGAUUCGCCUGGCCACUUCCGGCGAGGAGCUUCUGGUCGACGAGGAGGAUGUCGAAAAAGCCAAUCCUCCACAGUUCGACAAGGCCGAAGAGCUCUCUCGUUUACGGUUUCUUAAUGAGUCUUCUGUUCUUCAUACAUUAAGGCAACGUUAUGCUAGCAACUUAAUACACACUUAUGCUGGCGAUAGUAUGAUCAUAAUCAAUCCGGUGGCCCCGUUAGCAAUUUAUUCAGAAAAGGUGGCGCUUAUGUUCAGAGGAUGCAAGAGCGAAGAUAUGCCCCCGCAUGUUUACGCGAUGGCGCAAGCAGCCUACAGAGGAAUGUUAGCAACUCGAAGAGAUCAUUCCUUAGUUUUUCUUGGCCGUAGCGGAUCAGGCAAAACUACAAACUUUAAGCAUGCUCUGCAUUACCUCGUAUUGGCUGCAGGCACAGUUAAUAAGAUCCUGACUAUCGAGAAACUCAAUGCCGUCUUCACUGUCCUAGAAGCAUUUGGAAAUAGUAGAACGUACAUGAACUCAAAUGCAACGCGUUUUACGCAACUGUUUAGUUUAGACUUCGACCAGUCAGGUCUAAUUGCAUCCGCUUCGUUGCAGGUGUUACUUUUGGAGAAGUCAAGGAUAGGUAAAAGGGUGAACGGAGAUCCAACCUUUCAUGCGUUAUACCGGUUGCUGGCCGGCGCAGAGGGUGCAUUGAGAAAGGAAUUGCAUCUUACUAAUUUAGUCGCGGAGAAUAAUCCGUUCAUCACGCCCCUGCAGAAGCACGAGGACAAACAACGGGCCAUGGUUGAAUUCAACCGAAUCGUAGCCGCGUUCCGAACGCUUGGUAUCUCGGAAACCGACGAGAAAGUUAUCUGGUUGGUGCUCACCGGUAUAUAUCACCUGAGUUGCGCGGGUGCUGUCAAAGUCGGCACCAGUUCUCAAAGUCGCUGGCAGUUCGCGAGAGUAGAGUGCGCAGAGAAAGCAGCCACGUUGCUGGGCACUUCGGUCGAGGAUCUGAGCAGAGUGGUGUUCUCCUGUAACGGGGGUGGUGGCACCCCGAACACACCGAGGCCUACAUUACGGACACCAAGUCCUACAGAGCAGAGCAAGGACAUAACUGGUCUGGACGCUCUCGAAGGACUUCUUAUUGGACUUUAUUCCGAGGUGUUCCAUUGCGUCGCGGCUCUCAUUAAUAGAUCCAUAUCAUCCUCGGUACACACGGUUGCAUCUUUAUUGCUGUGCGAUUCGCCCGGUUUUCAGAAUCCCGCUACCUGCGGACGACAAACUGGAGCAUGUUUCGAAGACCUUUGCCAUAAUUACUUACAGGAACGCUUGCAAUUGUUGUUCCAUCAUACAACGUUGGUGGCGCCGAGGGACAGGUACAUCCAAGAAGGAAUUGAUGUAGAUUGUGAAGAUGGCUGUGACGAAAGUGGUAUCGGCUCGCCCCAAGCGUUGGUUUCACUGAUGGAUCGUGGAAAUUCACAAGGUGCAACAAUGCUGCGAACUAGUCAAAAUGACCUUAGUGGAAGUAGACAAAUGGAACGAAAGGGACUUUUGUGGCUAUUAGACGAAGAGGCAGUGUGUCCAGGAGGUAGCGACGAGACAUUUUUAGAUCGGCUGUUUUCUCAUUACGGAGAUCGAGAUCACCAAAUACUGUUAAGAAAAGCACCCGGUAACAAUCAGUUCAUUUUACAACACUUAUUGGGUACUAAUCCUGUACUAUAUACGGCGACUGGUUGGCUUAAAGCGACGCGAGAAAAUCCGGUUACUAAAAGUGCUAUUACAAUUCUUCAAGAAAGUACAAGAGAAGAUGUAAACACGCUGUUUGCAAGCGCGCGGGGAGCUGGUGUCUCUGGUACUCUGUGUAGUUCGAUGCCUGGAUUAGAAGGUUCGCAGUCUUUAAGAAGAGCUUCGAGCAUUAGACGAACAUUUACUGCUGUGAAGAGAAAAAACGUUUGCUUGCAAGUGAAAUUCACCGUAGACGGACUGGUUGAAACUCUGAGGAGAACUCGGGUUAAAUUCAUCCAUUGCAUACUACCGCAACACAAUUCCGGUUGUACCGAUAAUAAGAGUUUACUGUCUGUAAAAUCAAAUCAGAAUGAAGACAGCGUCAUCAAUGUGCCUCUUCUACGUUCACAGAUGCGUGGAAGUCAAAUAAUCGAAGCUAUUCGGCUGCAUAAAGUCGGAUUUCCUAAACACAUGGCUUUAGGCGAAUUUAGAAGACGAUUCGGCUUAUUGUCGACCGACUGUAACGCACGACCUGGUAGUCCCGUAGGCGAUGAACGCCGUAUGGUCGAAGAUAUGCUGUUGACUGUGGACAUUGAUCCAGCUUCGUAUCGUGUUGGACAAAGUCAGAUAUUUUUCAGAUCGGGCACUCUGGAACGGCUCGAGGCGCAGAGAGACGAGAAGCUGACCGGCCACAUUAUUCUUUUACAAGCGAGAUGCAGGGGUUAUCUGGCACGUCGUAAACUCAACACGUUGAAAUUACAAGAUCUUGCGGUCAGAUGCAUACAGAGAAACGUCAGAAAAUGGAUGUCCGUACGAGAAUGGCCAUGGUGGAGAUUAUACGUAAAGGUUGCGCCUUUGCUGAACGUUCAUCGGACCGAGGAUCAAUUGAAGGCGAAGACGGAGGAACUCGAGAUUCUGAAGGCGAAGGUGGAGAGGCUGGAACAAGAACGGAAUCAUUUGAAACAUGACAACGACAUAUUGGAAACUAAGUUAAGCGAAAUGUCCGCUGAGUUCGCGGAGGAACAUUCGACCUCGACGUUGGCCGCGGAGAGGAUCAACGCGGAGACAUCGGAACGUUUGCGGUUGGAGAAAGAGCUUCAGGAUGUAACCGAAACGAACAAGAAUCUUCAGCAGGCGACCGAGCGUCUGGAGAUGGAACUUUUGUACGCAAGAGCCGCCGAUUUGAACGGGAUCGUGUCCGACGUCGAGGACGGCGAGGAUGGCGGUGUUUACAAGCAAAGGUACGAGCACGCCGUUAGGGAGCUCGAGUUCACCAAAAGAAAGAUGGCGCAGCAGCACGAGGAUGACCUCGAGCAACUGGUAGGGCUCAAGAAACAAUUGGAGAAAAAGUUAACGGAUGCUUACGAAGAGGUCGAGGAACAACGUCAAGUUGUCGGACAAUGGAAGCGGCGUGUACAAAAACUGAACGGUGAAAUGCACGAUGUGAGGCUUCUACUAGAAGAACAAACGGCUAGAAACAAUCUUCUGGAGAAGAAACAACGCAAGUUUGAUUCGGAAAUGCAGAAUUUGCUGAACGAUAUUCGACAAGAGAAAGCUCAACGAGAGAAACUGGCCAGAGAAAAAGAAAUUGCGCUCGCUGAAAAGUUUACCAUAGAGCAGAACUUAAGCGACGCGAGGCUGGAGAUCGAGAUAAAAGAGGAAAGACUGCGCACGCUCAGCCAUGAAUUGGAAGAGUUGACAUUCGGCGGUAAAACGGAGGAAGAAGUGGCGCAGUUGAAGAAGGCGAAACACGAGCUAGAGAAGAGGGUGAAGGAUCAGGAAGAGGAGCUCGAUGAUCUCGCCGGUCAGGUACAGCUUCUCGAGCAGGCGAAGUUACGGCUCGAGAUGAACUUCGAACAGCAACGGAAAGAGAUGCGCAAAGAGAUGCAACAACGGGACGACGAACUGGAGGACAUACGCGGCAACGUGCUGAAAAAGGUGAAGGCGUUGGAGUCGCAAUUAGAAAAUGAAUACGAGGAGAGAACCAUUCUUCUGCGGGAGAAACACGAACUGGAACGUCGAGUGGUGGCCAUAGAAGAUCAAGAUCGAACAGAUCGCGCUGCGGAAGCCGAAACUGUGUACAGGUUGAAGAGGGAUCUGAAGAGGACGAAAGUGUUGCUCAGAGACGCUCAAACCAUGCUUGAACGAUCGAAGAGCGACUCAACAGGCAAAGCGGCUUUACGACAAUUGAAGAAUCAGAUAGAAGAUGCCGAGUGCGCUCGUGCGGCCGCGAUUAAAGCGAAACAGGCGAUCGAACAGGAAUUGAAUGAAACCCAAGCGUCGCUAGAAGAAGCACUACGGCAACGAUCCGAGGCUGAGGAUCGUGCUAACGUGGCCAAUCGCGAGAGAACCGAUUUGCUUUCCCAAUUGGAAGAAAAUGAAGAAGAGCUCGCAGAGGUGAGCGAAUCUUAUUUUACAACUGUCAGACUGAAUAGUCAAUUGUCAGCGGAACAGGGGCAAUUGCAAGAGGCUCAGGUACAAAUCGUCGCUCUGGAGACGGAGAAGAAUUCAUUGAAAGAUCAACUUUCGGAAUUAACGCAACGACUGGAGUCUGUCGAGCAGUUAGGCGAUCCCACGGCGAAUAGCCUAGCGACGAGACGCCUCGAGUUCCGCGCCAAAGAGCUUGAAAGUAAAUUAGAGCUGGAACAAACGACAAGAGCACGCUUGGAAACUCAAAUAACAAGGUUAAAGGAGAACGUUGAAAAGUUGCAAAUCGAGUCAGCAUCGCUGAAGACGAAAGUACAAACUGCCCAAGAGAGUGCAAGACGAUUGCAAAGAUCGUUACGCGAGGCAAGGGAAGAAGCUGCUUCAGCGUUGACGCGCGAACAAGAAUCGACACGAGCUCGUCGCGAAUUGGAGAAAUGUCUCGAGGCUGCGGAAGCGGAGACCAAAGUCGCCAAAGACGAUCUACGACUAGCACUUCAAAGAAUUGAUGAUCUACAAAGCGCGAUUCAAGGCGACCUUGAUUUGGACUGUAGCGAAGAGGCAACGACUGAAAACAGUGAUAGUGAUUGAUCCGAACCAUUGUCGGAUUUCGGAUCCGAUGAGAGCAAGAAUGAAAAGUCGACUGCUAUACCUACUGUCGAAGAACUCCCCGAUGAAUCGUUGUUCUUUGAUGCAUCGAAUAUUGAUUAGCGUGAACAGGAAACAUGGUGCAAGGUAAAACAUAAAAGAUGAAUGCUA
Messenger RNA from Dufourea novaeangliae, 6862 nucleotides. It is a transcript of the gene Mhcl, whose product is annotated as unconventional myosin-XVIIIa. Gene Ontology annotation, cellular component: myosin complex. The record is from RefSeq and is a predicted model, not a curated record. Gene Ontology annotation, molecular function: protein binding; ATP binding; cytoskeletal motor activity. The coding region runs from base 446 to 6694 and encodes 2082 amino acids. Lineage: Eukaryota; Metazoa; Arthropoda; Insecta; Hymenoptera; Halictidae. The transcript is spliced from 27 exons.